This is a messenger RNA of Melitaea cinxia (Glanville fritillary), 2981 nucleotides long. RefSeq lists its product as uncharacterized. Gene Ontology annotation, molecular function: protein binding; chromatin binding. The coding region runs from base 1 to 2913 and encodes 970 amino acids. NCBI's taxonomy places the organism in Eukaryota, Metazoa, Arthropoda, Insecta, Lepidoptera, Nymphalidae. Gene Ontology annotation, biological process: mitotic sister chromatid cohesion; synaptonemal complex assembly; replication-born double-strand break repair via sister chromatid exchange. The record is from RefSeq and is a predicted model, not a curated record. The transcript is spliced from 21 exons. Gene Ontology annotation, cellular component: synaptonemal complex; cohesin complex.
AUGUUUUACGCACAUUUUGUGCUGGCCAAAAAGGGCCCGUUGGCCAAAAUUUGGUUGGCGGCUCAUUGGGAUAAAAAGCUAACAAAAGCUCAUGUGUUUGAAACGAAUAUUGAGAAAUCAGUCGACGGAAUAUUGAAGCCUAAAGUAAAGAUGGCUUUACGAACAUCUGGUCAUCUGCUGUUGGGUGUGGUGAGGAUCUACUCAAGGAAGGCUAAAUACUUACUACAGGAUUGUAAUGAAGCCUUUGUUAAGAUUAAGAUGGCCUUCAGGCCUGGUAUGGUCGACUUGCCUGAAGAACAUAGAGAAGCAGCAAUGAAUGCCAUUACCUUACCUGAAGUAUUUCAUGACUUCGAUACUGCUAUGCCAGAGUUGAAUGAAGUUGACAUUGAGGUUCAGUACUCCCUGAAUCAGUCACGGGCUGAGGAAAUAACAAUGCGCGAAGAUUACGGCUCUUUGAAUCUGGUGACGCAUGACGAUGGGUUUGGAGACAUGGGUUUUGAUACUGACAAUCCAGACAUAAUGCGAGAGGCCAUUGGAAAUGAGGGUGGCCUCGAACAGAGUAAUCUCUUUUUUGCUGAUGGAUCCUCACUGGAACUGGCGGGUAAAGAUCCAGGCGUACCCAGUACAAGUACAACGGGCCCUACUUUGGUUGCUCCGUCACAUGAACCAAGGAUGGAGGCUGCUCCUCAUGGGCCCAUGGACGAUGGAUUUGGAGGGACUAUAGGAGAUGUUGCGGAUUUUGGUCAUGCGGGAGGUCUCUUUGAGGGUGAUUUGUUCGGAGACGUUACUGCUGGAAGCUCUGCCGGUGGAGCUGGAGCUGGCAUGCCAGGGACAUCUGCACAGCCUCAGUCCUUGCAGGCGGAGAUCGAGGCGGCGGGAGGCAGCGCCCGCUCGGCUGCGGCCGAGGCGGAGCAGGAGUCCGACGACGAGAUGCCGCACUACGACGCGCCGCCCUCGCCCGCCUCGCCGGCCUCGCCCGCACACAGGUACACACGCGAGCAGGAGUCCGACGACGAGAUGCCGCACUACGACGCGCCGCCCUCGCCCGCCUCGCCGGCCUCGCCCGCACACAGCUGGGGUGCGUCACCCCCACACGAGAGUGAGACUCCUAGAGCAGACGAUGCCGGCCUUAUGCCCCCGCCUGCCGCCCCCAGACCUCCGUCUGUUAGACCCAUGGAUGUGGAUGGAGCAGACACAGCCCCAGAGGAAGUUCCGCCUAUAGAAGCACCCGCUACUCCAGCGCCGGCAUUGGAUUCUACUACUCUAUUACAAAACGAUGAAGAAUCAUUCGCCUUAGCACCUGUUGAUGCGACAGUUCUUAAAGGAAUAACAAAAGCUAAACGGAAGCGCAAGCUCAUUGUUGAUGAAGUCAAAAACAUAUCUGGAGAGGAAAUGAAGAAUCAGCUCAGUAACACGUCAGAUAUUGUCACCACAUUGGAUCUGGCACCUCCGACUAGAAGAUUGAUGCACUGGAAGGAGACCGGAGGAGUGGAGAAACUGUUCACUUUGCCGGCUAGGCCUAUUCCUUCUAGAGUACUGUUUAAGAAGUACCAGCGCAACAUGACGCUGCGCGGCGAGGCGGAGGAGGGCGAGGCGCGCUCGCCCGAGCCCGAGCCGCCCGCGCGCCGCGCGCGCAAGCGCCGCCUGGACGACUCUAUUCAGCAGCCAGAAACACCGGCACCCGUACAAGAUUUAGAACCUCCAACGCCCAUGCCUCAAGAAUACGAGCCGUCUUCGGAGCGAGAGCGCGACGCGCCCUACCAGUCGCCGCGACACGAGGACGUCGAGCCGCCCAGCACGCCAGGAAUGCUAAGUUCUCUCGGAGCACCUCUCACACCCGGAGUCUUAGGACCUCUGACUCCAGGCACAUUACUUCAAGGCGGACUCACGCCGGGUAGUUUACAACAUGGUUCUAUGACACCAGGUAUACUACAAUCAGGUGGAUUAACUCCUGGUGGACUUCAGCAUGGUGACCAGCAAGUGGAUUUAGGGUUAUCAGGUAUGACUCCAGGUGGUAUGACGCCGGGAGGUAUGACUCCAGGUGGCAUGACACCAGGUGGAAUGACCCCUGGACUAGGCCUAGACGGCGGUAUGACACCAGCUGGUCUGCACCAUGGUACUAUGACCCCAGGUGGGCUGGAUCACGGUGGUAUGACACCAGCGGGACUGCAACACGGUGGUAUGACACCCGCGGAACUGCAACAUGGUGGCAUGACACCGGCUGGUCUACAACACGGUGGAAUGACACCUGCUGGUCUACAACACGGGGGAAUGACACCCGCUGGUCUACAGCAUGGCGGUAUAACACCUGCCGGUCUGCAACAUGGUGGUCUUACGCCGGGAGGCUUGCAACAUGGUGGCAUGACACCUUCUGGUCUGCAGCACGGCUUACUGCAGCACAGCAUGGAGCCUCUACCCAUGAUGCCUCAGAUGGGCGCCGAACCGCUGCUGACGUCACACGACAUGCACACGGGGCCCAUGGAGCCACUGUCCAUGCCUCUCGACACGGCAGACUACCAGAAUGCUAUGCAAAUGACAAAUUUGGGAUACGACGAGCAGCAUGGUCAUCACAGUCCGCAGCACGAUUACGAUUUACCUCUCAGUGUAGAAGAUGCGGAGGCGGGCGCGCGCGAGACGCGCGAGGCGGGCGAGACGGACGAGCAGUUCGAGGAGCGCGUGCUCAACCGGCGCGCGGCGCAGCUGUUCGCGGCGCUGCGCGCGCAGCUGGCGGCGCGCGGCGCGCUGGCCUUCGCCGACCUGGCGCCGCCGCACCACCACCGCAAGCAGGUGGCGCAAAAAUUCUACAGUUUGCUAGUUCUCAAGAAGCAUCAGAUGCUAAAACUAGAACAACACGAGACUUACGGACCUAUAACUAUAACAAAGGGCGCUCAGUUCGAAACGGAGGCGAUUUAGUUAAGAUAGUUAUUAUUUACACAAAACUGAAAAAAAUAUCAAUUAGAUAUAUUAAUAUAAAGUGGUGA